Molecule: messenger RNA, 648 nt
Organism: Malassezia pachydermatis
Lineage: Eukaryota; Fungi; Basidiomycota; Malasseziomycetes; Malasseziales; Malasseziaceae
Exons: 2
Coding region: 1-648 (215 amino acids)
Source: RefSeq, a predicted model, not a curated record
AUGCCACGCAAACGGGCCAAGCUUUCUGCGCGGCAAGCCCAGCGCGAUGCUCUAGGGCAUGAUUUAGCCCCAGAACCAAAGAACCAUCGUGGCGUAUGGGGAGACACGCCACGCCGCGCCAUGGAAUUGUUCCGAGGUCCUCCGCCCAAGAGGCGGACCGAGGAAGAGACGAGCAAGGCACGCGCCUCCUCUACGCCGCAGCUGCAGAUCAAGCCAGGCGAGCGUAUCAAAGACUUUAACCAGCGCGUGGAGCAAGCUUUUGCCAGUGAUAUCAAUGCAACGAUGCGCUCUGAACUUCGAUCAGAGUCCAAUCAAAAGAAACGGCAGCGUCGUCGUGAGCUGCUGAAAGCGAAGAAACGCGCGUCAGAUCCGUUUGCCGCCCAGGCCGCCGAGGCAGCGUCGGAUUUCCGGCAGGCGACACAAAGCAAGUCGCUGCAUGACGUUGCGCAAGCGCCGCCUACUAUCACGGCCAUUCCGAAAGAGCGCUUGAAACGCAAAGCGUCUUCGACGACCCCGACGCCCCUCGCUGCGCUGGACGCACAGGCGGCGGCGCGGCCCAAACCGUCGGCGGCACGGCAACGCAUUCUUGAUGAGGAGCGCCAGCGUGUGAUCCAACAGUAUCGAGCCAUGAAACACCGUACUUCCUAG